This is a messenger RNA of Dunckerocampus dactyliophorus (ringed pipefish), 6016 nucleotides long. RefSeq names its product chromodomain helicase DNA binding protein 1-like (gene chd1l). Gene Ontology annotation, biological process: DNA repair; chromatin remodeling. The transcript is spliced from 26 exons. Gene Ontology annotation, molecular function: DNA helicase activity; ATP binding; ATP-dependent chromatin remodeler activity. The coding region runs from base 125 to 3184 and encodes 1019 amino acids. Gene Ontology annotation, cellular component: nucleus. The record is from RefSeq and is a predicted model, not a curated record. Lineage: Eukaryota; Metazoa; Chordata; Actinopteri; Syngnathiformes; Syngnathidae.
UAUAUAUGCGAAUAAGUAAUGUUGUUAAAACCAAAAGUAGCGCGCGCUCGCCUUCCUGUAUCACGUGACCGACGCGGAAGUGUUUGACCGACUUGUCCAGACUUUGUCCUGCCGGUGUGGAAAUAUGACGGAAUUGUUGCUGAAGAUUAAAGCCAGCAUCGGUGCAAAAAAGACGACCCCACUGUGUCAGAGCGACGUACAUCGGUGGGGUUUGAGAGGGAUACAGCUGAGGGCCUAUCAGCUGGAUGGCGUCCAGUGGUUGACGCAGUGUGCGCAGAACCAGCAGGGAUGCAUCCUUGCAGAUGAGAUGGGCUUGGGGAAAACUUGUCAGACCAUCUCCCUGCUGGUGUACAUGUCCGGAGCGCUUGGUACCAAAGGUCCAUUUUUGGUCCUGAGCCCACUCUCUGUCAUGGAAAAUUGGAGGAAUGAGUUGGAACGUUUUGCCCCGUCUCUGACUGUCCUGUGUUACAAGGGAGACAAAGACAGACGGGCAGAGAUCCAAGGGGACGCGGACAUGCAGGACAUGCACGUUCUGCUCACCACAUACGAGCUCUGCCUCAAAGACGCUUCUUUCCUGAGACGGUGGAAGUGGAAGGUGCUGGUCGUAGACGAGGCUCACCGACUCAAGAACCAGAACUCUCUUUUGCACAAAACCCUGACGCAGUUCUCAGUGGACUUUAGAGUUCUGCUGACGGGAACUCCCAUCCAGAACAACCUGCUGGAGCUCUACUCUCUGCUGAGCUUCAUCCAGCCCGGAAUCUUCUCAGCAGAAGACGCAGACAACUUUGUCCAGUCUUACUCGGACGUACGGAAUCGACCUGCACUCGCCGCCGAGCUCCAGAGCCUCCUGGAGCCCUUCCUGCUUCGUCGGCUCAAGUCGGAGGUGGCAGUGGAUCUGCCUAAGAAGAGCGAGCUGGUGGUUUACCACGGCAUGUCGGCGCUGCAGAAGAAAUACUACAAAGCCCUCCUAAUGAAGGAUGUUGAGGCUUUUGGGAACGAGCAGAGCAACAAGACCCGUCUGCUAAACAUUUUAAUGCAGCUGAGGAAGUGCGUGGAUCACCCGUAUCUCUUUGAUGGAGUGGAGCCAGAGCCAUUUGAGAUGGGGGAGCAUCUGAUUGAAGCCAGCGGGAAGCUUUGCCUCCUGGACGGCAUGUUGGCUUACCUGCAAGCAGGCGGCCAUCGUGUUCUUCUGUUCUCCCAGAUGACCAGGAUGCUGGACAUUCUCCAGGACUACAUGGAGUACAGAGGUUUCAGCUACGAGCGCCUGGACGGCUCGGUCCGAGGUGAAGAACGCAAUCUGGCGGUGAAGAACUUCAGCAGCAACGACGUCUUUGUCUUUCUGCUCAGCACCAAAGCAGGGGGGGUCGGCAUGAACCUCACGGCCGCCGACACCGUAAUUUUCAUGGACAGCGACUUCAACCCUCAAAACGACCUGCAGGCCGCCGCACGCUGCCACCGCAUCGGUCAGCACAGGCCGGUGAAGGUGAUCCGCCUCCUGGCGAGAGACACGGUGGAGGAGAUCAUGUACUCUCGCGCUGUCUCCAAGCUGCACCUCACCAACACGGUGAUGGAAGAGGGGCGCUUCUCUUUGCUGGACCGAGCUCAGACGGCAGCCGCGGGCCUUCACCUCAGUGAGAUCUUAAAGUUCGGUGUGGAUAAGCUGCUGUCGUCGGACGAGAGCUCGGUACAGGAUGUGAAACUGGAGAAGAUCCUCGGCACGUCUCGAGGCGGUCGCUGGACAGUUGACGAUGACGAUGACGAUGACGACGACGACAACGAAGAGGAAAAUUCCCUGCAAGUGGAGGAAGACACCGGCUCUGAAUCUGACAGGCAGAACCACAUGUACUGCUUUGAGGGUAAAGACUACAGCAAGGACCCUAGCUCAGAGGACCAGAAGAGCUUUGAACGCCUGCUGGAGGAGCAGCUUGCCGAGCUGCAGAAAAGUGUCGCAGAGGGACGAAGCCUACGGAACAAAGCCGACGUAGGAGGGUCACCGUCGGCAGUGCUCGGCUUCCCCACAAGGAAGAGGAGGCCUCUCACGGAGGAGGAGCUGGAGCUGAGGCGGCAGAAGCGGCAAGAGGCGGCGGCCAAGAGAGCAAAGUAUCAGGAGGACUUCAAGAAGAAGCAGGAGGAGCAGAAAUACAAGAAAAAGAUGGCGUGGUGGGAGUCAUGCGGCUACAAAUCCCCAUGCCUGAAGCCUGCUGACGGGAAGGAAGAUGACAACGAUGAUGAAGAAGAGGAGGAUGACAGCAGCAGCGUGAGCUCCACGGACUCGGACAGCGGCGCCAUCCAUUACGUCCUGGGAGAUGUGACGCAUCCUCACGCAGCACGUGGGGACGCCAUCAUCGUCCACUGUGUCGAUGACUCUGGCUGGUGGGGGAAGGGAGGCUUGUUCACCGCUUUGGAGGUGCGGUCGGACGAACCGCGGCGGCACUACGAGCAGGCUGGAAGGAUGAACGACUUGGACCUGGGAAGCGUGCUGUUCUUCCCCAUUGAUGACAAACAGUCCAGGCUGGACGGGAGCGAUCACCUGGCCCUCAUUGUUGCACAGCAGCGGGACAAAGCCAACAAAUUGUCCGGCAUCUUUCUCACGGCACUUGACGAAGGUCUCAAGAAGAUUCACGCCGCCGCCAAAUGGAAUAAAGCGAGUGUGCACCUUCCGCGUAUUGGCCACUCCACCAAGGGCUUCAACUGGUACGGCACGGAGCGUCUGAUCAGGAAACACCUGGCUUCCAGAGGCAUCCCCACCUUCAUAUACUAUCACAGUCGCUGCGCCGGAAAAGAAAACGCCACUGGCCCUGCGGCGUCUGCGUCGUCCCCUGAAGCCCAGGCGCACGGCUCGGCUGCAGACUCACCAACAGCAGGACCCUCGACCCCCGUGAGCCCUCCUUGGCUGCCCAGCUUCAUGAGUGGGGUCCAUGUGUUUUUUUACAACCUACCUGCAACGGAGAGGAAGAGGCUUGCUCGCUACCUCAUCACUUAUGACGGCGACGAAGAGGAGGUGAUGAGUAGCGAGGUCACCCACAUCGUCGCUGAGGUGGAGAACAACAUACACUCUCAGGAGCUCCAGGACAUGACGCGUCACUACAAUCAGGCCGUGGCGGUGCGCAAAGCCUGGCUGGAGGCCUGCUUCUCCAAACAACGACUCGUCAACACGGCGCACUUCACACAUGCGCUCACGUAACGUGUGUGUGUGUGUGUGUGUGUGUCUUAGCUCAGCAUGAGAUCAAUAGAUGCAACUAUUAAUCACAAAUGGUGUGUUUUUGCCCAUGGUUGUAUAAAUGAUGAAUUGGUUGUUUUCCAUACAGCAGGGCUGUCCAAACUUUUGUCCAGCAAGAGCCGCAUACUGAAAAAUGAAAGGAUGCCAGGUCCACUUUGAUCAUUUUUUAAGAAGUUAUAUAUAUUUCAAGAAAACACUGCAUCUCGGUUUUGUCAUUGUUGCAGAUGAAAAUGCACAACCUACUAAAGGUCAAAAGACCACUUUGGAAAAUUAAUCCGAUUUCACUUCCCCCUUACGUGUUCUUUAAUCUCCAGUUAUGAGAAGGAAAGAAGACUCACACACCAAAUUAGAUGUACAAAAUGUAUUGAAGAAUAAGUCAGACAGAAUAUCAGAAUAUCUUAACAGUCUUACAGAGCCCUGGACCGCGUCUCAUGCACCUGUUCCCUGCUUCUCCAGCUGAUGAGGAGAGCGUCUCGAUCGAUAGUCCCAUCUGUCGUUUUAUACUUGUUUUGCUCAGACCAUUGGCGCCAGUCUCUCCAACGUUAACUUUCUCCUGGAUUCCUUGACGAAGUAGGGUGACGCCAACAGGUGAUAGUGUUGUUUUGUUGUUUUGACUACAUUCUGGACCAUAUCUGGCUGCAAGCUGUUUGCACACUAUGUGUGAGCACCACACUAUUUCUGUUUAACCUUUGACACACUUAAACAGAUGUUCAUCUACUCAGCUAUGUAUUUAAUGAAGCAUUAUUUCUAUAAACACCUUGUGUAAACUAUCAUUCACUAAGUUAUUAGAUUAAUUGAUUAAACAGUUAUAUCUAUACCGUACUUAUUUUAAGGCACUCAGUAAUUCAAUCAAUAAACAAUAAUCAAUGCAACCAGUUAUUCUAAAAUCUACUUGUAAUUAUUAUUUACCCACUCAGUAAAUUAUUUUUUGUCUACAUCAUAUAGUUGAAAAUACCUAUUAUUAGUAUCAACUUCACUGUGUGCUCCCCCCCCCCCCAUUUGUUAUGUUUUAUAUUCUUCUCUUAAUCUUAUGACUUUAUUCCUAUAAUAUUAUAACUUUUUCCACAGCCUAGUCUGGGAGGCAUCCCAGAUGCCCAAGCCGACUCAUCUGGCUCCUCUCAAUGCGAAGGAGCAGCGGUUCUACUCAGUUUCUCACGGAUGUCAGUGCUACUCACCUUAUCUCUAAGGGAAAGCCCAUCCACCCUACAGAGAAAACUCAUUUCGGCCGCUUGUACCCACAAUCUUGUCCUUGUCACUACCCAAAGCUCAUGACCGUAGGUGAGGGUAGGAACGUAGAUUAACCUGUAAAUUGAGAGCUUUGCCUUUCAGCUCAGCUCCCUCUUCAUUACAACAGACCGAUGCAGAGUCCGCAUCACUGCAGACGCCACACCAAUCCGCCUGUCGAUCUCGCCUUUGAUGAAAACAAGUCGUACAAAAACUUCCAAAUUUUUUUGACAAAUCCUAAAUCAUUCGAAAACUGGGGCGUAUGUAAAAACUGAAGCAAAAUUUCAGUGAAAAAGUCGUACAAAAACCAAAGCAGAUUUUUUGUGAAUUUUUUUGACGAAUACUGAAUCAUACGAAAACCGAGGCCAAAUUUUUGUGAAAAUUUUCAAUGAAAACAAGUCAUAUGAAAGCUUGGGCGUACGAAAACCAAGGCAAACUGGGAACAUUUUUGAUGAAUCCUGAAUCAUAUGAAAAGUGGGGUGUAUGAAAACCGAGGCCAAAUUUUAGUGAAAUUUUUAAUGAAAACAAAUCAUGCGAAAACUAGGGCGUAUGAAAACCAAGGCAUACAUUUUCUGAACAUUUUUGACAAAUCGUGAACCAUAUGAAUACCAGGGUGUGUGUGAAAACCAAGGCGUAACUUCAGUGAAAAUAUUUGAUGAAAACAAAUCGUACCAAAACUGGGACGUAUAACAAUCAAGGCAAUUGUUUUGCAAAAAUUUUCGACAAAUGCUGAAAAUAUGAAACUGGCGUGUAUGAAAACAGAGGCAACAUUUUCGUGAACAUUUUUGGUGAAAAAAUUGUAUGAAAACCGAGACAGAACUUUUGCAAAAAUGUGUAAUAUAGAUAUACAGUAUAUUUAAUAUAAAUACAUUAUUUAUAUAUAUAAAUACUAUUUACUACUAUUCUACUCAGUUUUCAUGGAAGUCGAAACUUAAGUCACUCACACUGAAGAGAAAAUACAUGAAGGAUGUACAAAAUGCAGCAAUAAUGACAUCCAAGAAUGAAAUGAAACUCCUCCUCCAGUGGUUGUGUUGCACACCAGAAGGGGCGUUGCAUGGGAGGGAGGAGGAAGGAGCACUACACUUAGUACACACUAUGACAUACUUCUACUGCCUAUGUACUCUUGUACCACGUGCAAGAUACUGUUUUUUUCUUUUUUGUAAGGUAUUCAUAAUUUAUGGACGUACAAAACGAGGACCACCUGCACCGGCUGUCAUUUUAAUCUUUUGAAUUAUUGGAUUUGUUUUCUGAAUUUGUAAGUAGUAUAUAAAUACAACAUCAACAAUGUGAACAAACAAAAAAAGAUAUUUGUGAAAAUAAACAGAAGAGCCAAGCAGGAGUGGGCGUUGCUUGAUGGUGAGGGGCGUGGUUUGGCAGUUAGCCAACGGGUACGUUACAUACGUCAAUACAGCGUCAGUGUCACCCGGAGAGAAGCCGACAAGUUCUCCUCUGAGUAUCCGCGGAAGGGAACGUCUUUCCCCGGCGAGGAUUGCAGCGUCGACACCUCGGAGUCUGGUCCACCUGCUGGAGCGACGAUGCAGGGAAACAGAAGGGAACAAAAACCAAAAGCAA